UGCACUGUCGCUUUAAGAGUGCUUUACGUUUCCGCGUCCACGCGCAGCAGCAGUUGGACUCGAGCGUUUACAUCCUGGUACUUUGCUCUACAUGGCAGCAGCGGGAGAGAAAGGCUGAUCCGGGAAGUGAACCUCAGUGUCCUAACUGGACUCCCGUUUAAGCGUCUGUAAACAGUCCAGGAAAGUUAAGCCUAAUCGGCAGGUAAUAAAGCUGCAGAUUUUGCUUUUGGAUGUGACUUUUGGAAGAAUUGGAACCAUGCUGCAGUUAUUUUCCAUAAACAGAAUUUACGUAAACACAGGGAGGACGAUGGCAACAUAUAAAAUGUGAUGUGACCCAGUGGCAGAGAAUGCAUUUGUUUUAACAAUGCGACACCUUCUUUGAAGGAUUUGGUAUGUACAUCAUUGAACUGCGGUGACGGAGAAGGGUACAAACAGCAGGUAUGUCUAAGACAAAGACCUUGAUGAGGCAACGAUAUCGACCUGCGUCGGAAUUUGAUGAAGUCACUCUGGCCUCUAAAAGGGAAUACUGGAGGACUAAGAAAAGAGAACAGAGAGCAAAGCUGUCCAAGGCCAAGAAGAAGAUUAAAGCUCCAAACACAGGAAUCUGUAAACCUGCAUGUACAGAUGGACGUGUGUCACGCCUGACUCAUUGUCAAUUUAAUUCUACUUUGCGUAACAGUGAUGGUUCAUACCAAACAAGUGUUGCACAAACUCAGACCAAGGGUAUGGUGAUUUGUAAAAAGGAGGUGGAAAGCUUGAUCACUGAGAAAUUAAACAUGGAUGCUUCUAUGGUCAAACUUAAAGGGGCACCCCUUACUGAGGGCUUACCACCGCCUGCAGCCUGCAUAAAAGUACAUCCAAACAGCACAACACCUCGACAGACACUAAACAGAUCAUCAGCCUUUAAUGGCAACCUCUCAAAUAUUUCUCAGAUAAGUGCUGUAUCCCAGCUAGCACCAAAGUGCAGCAAACAAGCCCCUCAAAUUAAAUGUUGUAUAACACCCAGGUCUUUGGCCUUCACGCAAUGUAAGUUUGAUAAAGACCAGCGCAUCCUAGCAAGAAGUGGUUCAGAUACAAAUAGAAAUGCUGCUGCCAAUGGUCAGGUAUGCAGCAUGGUCAUGUGCAAAACCACAGAAGUGGCCAUGACUGAAGAGGAGAAGGCUGCUAAGCGUAGGGAAAACUGGCGCAUCAAAAAACGAGAGCAAAGGGCAAAACGUGCUGAGAAGCUGAAGAUGGAACGAGAGAAGCUGCAAAGUUUUGAAAAAGGACAACAGGAAACGGGGAAGAAGCUUUCCUGUGUUGCCCCAGCACAUUCAUUAUCCGGUGUGAACACAAUGGCUUUGAGGACAGCCAAGCAACAUUGCUCUGUCAUGUCUGUUGACUCAAGACUGAGUGCUGGAAAACCGUUACAUUAUGGAGUCAGAGUGGGAAGGGAGAAAUUAUCACACCAAACACCCUAUAAACCACAUUCAGUAAACCCCAAACCAGCUGAAAAGCCAAGGUUACUUUCCAAAAACCUCUCUGUUUCAGUUUAUAGCACAAAUCAAUUUCAGGAUUCAAGACAAAAUCAUAUGGCCAUAUCUUCAGUGGUAUCUAUGCAGCCUUUAAGAUCUACCCAAACAAUUGGUCAGUUUAAAACGCCACAGCAGAAGUUUGUCCGCAUUCAAAGGUGGCAUAGUUUGCUACAAGGGAAUGAAACAGCAGAGGAAAGACUUGCCAAGCAAAGGGAGUACUGGCGUAUCAAAAAGCGGGAGCAAAGAGCAAAGCGUUCUUUGGCAUUAAAAAGCCGCUUGAAAGACCGGGAUGCAUUUAACUGGCGUACAAAGCGCUACCAUCUCAUGGAGCAAAUGCGCAAGACACUAUCAGGCCUCCAGAAAAUACCACAACCAAACAAAAACGUACUUCUCAACUCUCCUAAUCCUACUGGUAGCUUUAUUAAAGAGGAUGGCACAGUAACUGUAACCAUCUCACAGACUACAACUGAGAAAUUUCCACCUGCCAUAAGCUGCAGUUUACCAGCUGUAAAAUCUUCAGCAUCACCUAGUCCACUCGUGUCACAAAAUUUAAUGAGGACCAGAGCCAGGGCUGUUCUUCAUAGCAUUCCAAAUAACAAAAAUAUAUCAGCAAAGCAACGAAGAACUCGAAGCUCAACUAAUCAGAACUCUAGUGAUCCUGUAAAUGAGUCAAAACUAGACAGUGGUACAGAAGAUGCUACAAAGGCCACCCAGACUGAAAAGCUGGCAGCAGAGAAUAGAACAACUUUUAAGACGGAGUUGAAGAGCUGUGAUGACUGUUCAGCUGAUACCUCAGGUUUGGACUCAACACCAUGUGAUACUACAAAAGAAGAGCCCAUUUAUCCUUCCAUAGCCAUGGUAUGUUCCCUUACAAAACAAAAUCAGACUAUGAAUAUUAAAGAGGUAAAAUCUGCAUCUUCUUGUUCUGAGAACAGUGCUGAGGGGGAGACUUGUUCAAAUAGCGACAACCAGUCCACCACUCUCUUGGUGGUGGCAUCGAUGAAAAAACUACUGGAAGAAUCUCUCAGCUCGGUGGGGGACAGUAAUAACUGUUCUGUAGAUAAAGGUGAGCUUUUUCCUUGUAAAACUGAAGACAAACCAUUUCUUCAGGAGGAGCAAGCAACAGACAGAAAACCUGAACUUACAACGCCUCAGGAAUUGUCUGCAGACACUUACUCGUCUGUAGUCGUCAAACAGAGUCUAUCUCCUUGUCAUUCCCCCCUGCAGACAAAUGACUUUUCUUCUGAUGAUACUGCCCUUUCUAGCCACAACUCCUCACUUCAACUUCCUUGUACUGCCACUUGCUUCAGUAAAGGUCCUGAAGAUAAAAGAAGUGAACUGCCUAUGGCUGUGUGUGUGACCCCUUUACACAGGGGCAACUCAGUACGUAGGGGCAGAACUUCAGGACCCCAGCGAAAUAUUCCUCCUCAGGCCCGUGGUGGUCAGCACCUGAAUGAGAACAGUGAGCUCCAGAGGAAGCGAGAAUACUGGCGAGUAAUGAAAAGACAACAGAGAGCAAGAAAGGCCAAAGAGAUGGAGAGACAAAAAGAUACUCCUCUUCAGAGAAAACGUUGCUCCCCUCAAUUCGUUCACCCACCUGUGGCUCAGAAGAUGAAUCGCACAGACCUUAGCAAUCCUGUUAUUCUACCCAGUGUCACUUUACGUCCCAGUCGGCCUGUGUUAAGUCCUACUGCAUCAUCUAACCAACAGCCUUCAAACGAGGCAAAGCUGUUGUUUGAAGGACAGAAGGGUAAGGCAAAAUUUUCAGAGGUGGCUCAGGUGAACAAAUGGCAGCUACAAAUUCAGGGAAAUGUUCCUACAUCUACCACCAGACCAGGUACUGUGACCUCCAUCCCGAUGAAUCAUGUAAAGCUGUCAGAUCCUCAAAUACAGACUAGAGGGUCAUCAGUGAAUAAAAUAAGAAGUAAUCAAAGCCAAUUAAAAAUAACUGCAAAUCAAGAACUAGAUCCUGAUGAUGUUAUACAAAGGAAAAGGAUGCUCUGGAGAAUAAAGAAGCAGGAACAGCGAGCUCGGAAGGCUGCGCGGGAAAGAGAACUCCGUCAUCAGACAACACUUAACCAACGGAGACACUGCUGGUCAAACAAUAUUACACAUGCAGUUCAAAGCAUGCCACCAGAGAGACUGGAUUACAUGCCAGAGGAGUGUCAGACUGCAAUAGUUAAAGAUGAAGCAGAAGUAUGUUAUCUUCCUGAAGACGAUUGUUCAGAUGAGCCCUUGUCAGAGGACAAGUGGAGAAGCACCUACCUCAUGGAUUACGAUCCUGUAAACCAGCUGCUUGUGUGCAUGGUGUGUGGGGAACAGCAGUACACUUUUAGUGCAGAAGCAGUUCGAGCUCAUAUAGAGGAAACCCACCCUGGGACACUCUCACUGGAAGAGGGUGAGCGUCAGCGCAUCCUACAGGCCUGGGAUGAACAGGUGGCAGUGAGAGAGCGUUUUUUUACUAACCAGCUUUGGCAGAACAGCAGUGUCCUCCAAGAACAGAGUUCGAGUCACACGGCUGAGGUCGAAGUCAUUCUGGGCCAAGAUGACAAAGCAGAUUAAUCGAACUAAGCCUUGGGUUGCCACUAAAAAACAAGGUAGCACGAGAAAUGACAUACUCCACAAAAAUGUCAAAAAUCCACUGCUUUUAGAAAAAAAAAAGUAUUUUUUAAGUAAUAAACAAAAGCACAGAUGGACCUUGAGACUUAAGAUGAGCAUGUUACAGGUCAUGAUAAAGGCCAACAUAUGGUGUUUCCAUCUGGAUUCCUGUAUUUCUGACUUUUUUUAUUUAGAGAGGGGAUAAAGUGGUACAUCCAGCAUAAAUGCAUGCAAAUGAGUUCAAUUUUUUACAUUUAUGUUUACAUAUUCAUCUAUGUGCAUCUAUGUAUUCAUUGGUGUUAAACAUUUAACAUAAACCUCAGUAGCUGUUUGUGUUCUCAAGCUUGAGGAGUUGUAUUCGACAUAUAAGAUACUGUAGACCACUUCAAUGGCUUGCUCUUUCUUUGCCUCGGUUCUUAUCAGUUCUUUUAUAAUUGCCUUCCAUUUAGAGAUGUUACUAUUUAAUACUAAAUGCUUACACACACACAUUUGUUACAUAUUGAUUUCACUGAAACAUUCAUUUAAUGCUGUUUAACUGUGCAUUUGCUAUAUGUACAGCAAAUAUGUUGGUUUUAUUAAAGACUUUACGUUCUGGUAUCUGAUUAAAUAAAUUGGUAUUCAUUUAA
Molecule: messenger RNA, 4738 nt
Organism: Clarias gariepinus (North African catfish)
Lineage: Eukaryota; Metazoa; Chordata; Actinopteri; Siluriformes; Clariidae
Exons: 6
Coding region: 441-4076 (1211 amino acids)
Biological process (GO): negative regulation of DNA-templated transcription
Source: RefSeq, a predicted model, not a curated record